Molecule: messenger RNA, 908 nt
Organism: Drosophila serrata
Lineage: Eukaryota; Metazoa; Arthropoda; Insecta; Diptera; Drosophilidae
Source: RefSeq, a predicted model, not a curated record
CAUGCUGCCGUCAUGGACUUGCUGUGGAACUGUGCUGCCCAACUUACCGCCCAAUCUCACACGGAACGGAUUCUAAAGUCUUAUUACAUAACCACAUGUCGAAAGCUGGCACGGCACAAUGUCCAACUGCCCGAGGACAGCUUUGGAUCGGCACGGAUGUGCUCCCGCUGUGGGAACCAAUGGGCCGACGGUCGAUAUCAGCUCCACCUGCAACCCCAGAGGCUGAAGCAAAGCGCCAAGAACCGAAGGCUCGUGGCCCAGCUGGAAAGAGUGCAAGCCAAACAAAUAAAGGGCGAGAUGAGCAGCGGGGCUAGGAAACGGGCCAAGUGGCUGAAAAAGCGCAUGGCCAGUCAAAUGGCAGUCGCCUGCGAUGUUUGCCAGCACAAGACAAUGCUGCCCCUGGAGAAGGGUCGGAAGCGGGCCAAACUUAAAGCCAAGGAGGAAACAAUAGCAACUAUUCAGCCGACAACAGCAGCAGCAACAGCAACAGCCCACAACAAAAAGAAGACCAAGAAGAUGAAGAAGACACUGGUCCAAAAUACAGAUAUCAAUGCAGGCCUGAAGAUUCCUCAGCAGCAGCAAAAAACCGCCCAGCAGCCAUCCAAAAAACCUUCCCAACCGGCUGGAGGAGCUUCGCAGAAUACAAGUCAGACGCCGGGCAAGAAGAAAAAGAAAGCAGCCAAGCCGUCGGCGCCCCCCGUUCAAAAGCCUCAGUCAAAGACGAAAAAACAAAACGCACUGCUGCAACUCGCCGCCCAGCUGAAGUCGCACGCGUUUAAAGACGCCAGCAAGUCGCAGGAAAACCGCCUGCAAGCGUUCCUCAAGUAGCGUAUAAAGUCGCGCCGUCAAUGCAUUUAAGUACAAAGAUUGUGGUUUAGUUGAAUGAAAAUACUUGUUAUGGCACAUAA